Haemonchus placei is the source of this 315-nucleotide messenger RNA. NCBI's taxonomy places the organism in Eukaryota, Metazoa, Nematoda, Chromadorea, Rhabditida, Trichostrongylidae. The record is from the annotation of a GenBank genome assembly.
CAAUGUGGUUUGCCUUCCCUGACUUCUGCGCUUCAGCGGGCAGAAGUUGUCAGUGUGAGCGUACUGCUUUGUCGCUCCACAGUGAGAACACGUGACUGCCCAGAGAUGAGGACAUGUCACCAUUCCACGCUCUUUCAUAUUGUGCCCAUGCCACAUUCCACGAUCGAAAGUAGCCGGAACUGGCUGACGAGAGUCAAGGCACAUAUGCACAUAUCUCUCAUAGCAGAAACGACACAUCUGAUUGCGACGCCUCUGAAAAAAACAAAUAUAUACGAAAAUAACUCUAGUUUUGCCAAUCAAAACCACACCCCCUAA